AUGCUGCUGGAGCACACCUGCCUGAGAGUGCCAACAAGUCAUAAGGAUGUUUCCAACCCACCGGUGCAACAGACAGACGGUCAGUUGGAGUCAGGGACCAUCAGGGCAGCUCCCAGGGAUUUUCUGAGAGCUGAUGUAGAUGAAGCAGGAAGAGGGGCAGGAGAUGUCUGCCCCCACUCCUUUGGCGGCACGGGCAAAAAGGGGCAGCUGGACACUUGUGGCUGUGGACAGGAGCUGCUGCAGCUGAAGCUGGAGAGGCCAAAACCAGGUAAAGCAGCUGAAGCUGGAGAGGCCAAAACCAGCCAGCUGAGUCCUACUAACAUCCACCAGAAUAAUUUUGGGGCUUCUCCCACCAGCAGCAGCAACUCAGGCUCAUACAAGGGAAGCGACAGCAGCCCAGCGAUGAGGCCAUCAGGGAGAUACUCUUCUUUGGGUGACAAUUACAACGUUAAGCCACAAAAUCCAGAGCAGCAUUUGACUCCUCUGCAGCCGAAAGACAUUCUGAUACAGCACUUGAAAAGAAAGCUGCAGGAAUCUGAGAGCAAACUUAAAGAAAGGGAAACAGAAGGCCUCAAAGCUCAGCUGGGACGGAUGAAGGACGAGUGGCUUGAACAAGAAUGUAUUCGUGUGGAGGUGGAGCUGGCCUGCUGGGAAGCAAGAAAGGAAGUUAAAGACCUCAAGAAGAUUAAUGAAAGCUUGCAAAAGAGAUUGGCUGAGAAAAUUGAAAAGAUUCAGAAAUAUUGCCUGGACAGAAGCAGUGUAAACAAGCGACUGAAAUAUUUGCCUGCUACUCUUACACUGGCUCAGAACAGGGCUGUGUUAGAGGCGCAGGUCCCGAAGUACACCUGUGAGUGGGAGGGGAAGCCAUCAGCAUUGAGUGCCACGGUGCCAACCAGCCUCAUCCCAGAGGACCAAGCUCUGGAGAAGGCAGCAGACAGCGGGCUUAGUGAGAACACAGCUCACGAGACUGAUUCCUUUGAAGAGAGUUUGACCACCACAACCUCUGAGCUGAGCGAUCCACCUCCCUCCCCUUCUGCUGUGAAGCCAGAGGCACUUGAAAAUGUUGCAGAUGGAAAACUCAUUUCUUCCCAGGAGAAGGAGAAAAUCAGCACCGUGAUGGUGAAACAGUCCAGCCACACUGACAUGAUGGUAGCAGAUAGCCUCGAUGUGGAGCAGCCCGUUCAGAACAUCGACAGAACUCAACAUGCCUGUCCUCUAAGCCCACUUGCUUUGGGGAAGGAAUCGGGAGAAAUUUCUGUUGGAAGCCUCGGUGGUUCUGGUGUCAUAGUGGACUUAACUCCAAAUGAUCCAAACUUGGCCAUCCUUUUGUCUCCUACAGUGUCUCCAUGCAGGAAGGUGGAGCACAGAGUGAAGGAAAACCAGUUUGUGAAAGAACGAGAUUUCCCAGAACCUGAUGAGGAUGAAGCCCUGGGGUAUGUCCAUACCAUCUCUCAGACAGGACGUAAGAGACCACGACACAAGAGCCGUCUCCUCAGCGGUCUUCUGGCUGUAGCUGUUGGCCUGGCUGGUUCGCUGCGCAAACGUGCAAGCUCUUUGCACUGGCUUAAAGGUGGCACGAGACACGCACCGGAACAAACGGCCCGAGAACCACAUGUAGGAUGCCCAUGUAAACAACCGGUGGGGAGUAAACAGAUGCCCGAAAAUCAUGGCAUUCUGUCCAAAGGCUCUGGCCAUAAUUCUGGCUUCCAUGCACCCCGACUGUCCUAA
Messenger RNA from Charadrius vociferus (killdeer), 1728 nucleotides. Its product is annotated as syntabulin-like. The transcript has 6 exons. Gene Ontology annotation, biological process: axonal transport of mitochondrion; synapse maturation. The record is from RefSeq and is a predicted model, not a curated record. The coding region runs from base 1 to 1728 and encodes 575 amino acids. Lineage: Eukaryota; Metazoa; Chordata; Aves; Charadriiformes; Charadriidae. Gene Ontology annotation, cellular component: vesicle; cytoplasmic microtubule.